This is a messenger RNA of Phytophthora nicotianae INRA-310, 933 nucleotides long. RefSeq lists its product as hypothetical. The coding region runs from base 171 to 899 and encodes 242 amino acids. The transcript is spliced from 2 exons. Lineage: Eukaryota; Oomycota; Peronosporomycetes; Peronosporales; Peronosporaceae. The record is from RefSeq and is a predicted model, not a curated record.
GAGGCCCCUCCCAUGCUUGGGGAGGGGACAGUCGACAACUAGACGCUAGCGCAGCCCCCGAUCGCACUUACCGGUAGACGACGAAGCUGAAGCCAAGAGGACGACGUUGAAGUCAAGAAUGGCCCUGCGUCGUAGCCCUCAUUCUCCGUUUUACGCUCUACAUCACGACCAUGAACGACAUCGAGAUCGACGCUGUGUGGGACUUCCUCAACGAGUCAAACUUGGACGAGUUGGUCGGGGAUGAGGUGGUGUCUGCUGGUGACGCGGCCUGCUUCCUUGAAAGCGCGUUCGAGGCAUCCAUCGCUGCAUUUAACGCCGGCGACGCGAGUCCGUCCAAGGCUUCGGUAACAUCCAACGCGACGAGCGUGGAAAGCACGUCAGACGACGAAGCGCCACCAGCAAACUCUGAACGAGCACGGAGACCCAAGCUGUCCAAGGAACAACGGGAGCGCCAGAAGACAUACGACCGGAAAUACCGUCAAAAGAAAGAUGGAUGGAGAACUGAAGCCGCCAAAGCUUUCGUUGCCGGGUUAAAGCUGCUCAAUGUAUUGCUGGAGGAUCGGAUUCAAAGAACGAGGAAAGUCUCGGCGACGAUGAGAUUGCUAUAUCUCGGCAAGGACGAGCGAAAGUUCCCCGACUUUGAUCGAGAUAUGGAUGUAGUUAAUCAUGAAGCAAAGACACAACUGGGACUAAACCAAGCUGCGAAGACGUACAUCGAGUUGUGGACAGCCACGUGGACACUCAGUAAGAUUGAAAAGGGCAAGUUCUUCUUGAAGCCAUACGUGCUCAAGAUUGAAGAAAACCUCCAAGGACUAGCCAAACUUGGAGAGAAGUUAGCGGAAUCGACGUUGGAGCUGGAGUGGUGCCUGGACCAAAAACCCAAAGGUGUCUGGAUUUGAUAUUGAAUAUUAGUAUUUUUAAUUAAAAUUGUUG